CAGAACUCUGUUGACAUAAGGUAAUGAAUAGGAAGAACCUCACCACAGUCAGUGAGAUAUUUCUUCUUGGCUUCAAAAACAUCCACGAUAUCAAGAUCGUCCUCUUCAUCCUGCUCCUUGGGGUUUACUGUGUGACAAUAUGUGGGAAUCUCUUGAUCAUGGCCCUGGUGUCCUACAGCCGGACCCUCCAUUCCCCCAUGUACUUCUUCCUCACACAGUUGUCCUUAUCGGAUAUUUUGCUGACCACAGAUAUUGUCCCUAAUACUCUUUCCGGUAUAAUCACUGAAGGGUCGGUCGUGUCUUUUCCAGGUUGUAUCACCCAAUUUUAUAUCUUUGGAUGUUGUGAGGCUCAUGAGUGUUUCCUACUAGCCGCAAUGGCUUAUGAUAGAUAUGUAGCCAUCUGUAACCCUCUCCGCUACACCACAAUCAUGGAUUUUUCCUUGACUUUAAAAAUGAUUCUUGUUGGUUGGAUUUUGGGGGCUUUAUUUAUCCUUGUGACCACUUUAUCCAUUAUUGGACUGGAAUUCUGUGGACCAAAUGUCAUUGACCAUUUCUUUUGUGAUUUUACCCCAAUAUUAGAGCUGUCUUGUUCAGAAACAUCUAUGGUGGAGUUGGAGAUUUUGUGUUUAAGUGUGUUUUCAUUGAUUUUACCCUUUUUGAUGACUGUAACAUCUUAUGGCUGCAUCAUCUCCACCAUCCUCAGCCUCUCAUCCAAGCUCCAGAGGAGCAAAGCCUUCUCUACUUGUAGUUCUCACCUAAUAGUCGUCUGUAUGUUCUAUGGGAUAUUGAUCACUAUUUAUAUGAUUCCAACAAAGGGGGUUUCUCUAAAUGCUAUUAAGGUUGCCUCAUUAUUGUACACUGUGGUAACCCCCAUGCUGAAUCCCAUCAUAUACAGUUUAAGAAAUAAGGACAUUACAGAGACCAUCAAGAAACUAAAAAAGCAAAUAGGAUGA
Molecule: messenger RNA, 953 nt
Organism: Hyla sarda
Lineage: Eukaryota; Metazoa; Chordata; Amphibia; Anura; Hylidae
Product: olfactory receptor 10A7-like
Exons: 2
Coding region: 24-953 (309 amino acids)
Biological process (GO): G protein-coupled receptor signaling pathway
Cellular component (GO): membrane
Molecular function (GO): G protein-coupled receptor activity; olfactory receptor activity
Source: RefSeq, a predicted model, not a curated record